This is a messenger RNA of Paramecium sonneborni, 3271 nucleotides long. NCBI's taxonomy places the organism in Eukaryota, Ciliophora, Oligohymenophorea, Peniculida, Parameciidae. The record is from the annotation of a GenBank genome assembly.
AUGCUCAUGCUAUCAAAUUAUUUUAAGUUAAACACUGGAACAUAUUAGCACUUUAUUUUAUGGAAAUCAACAAUGACCAUUGUAUCCUUAUAUUAAUGUUUCGAUAUUGUAUUAACCAUUACCGAAGCUUUAAAUUAUGAGAUAGAGGGAUAAAAAUUAAUUUUCAUCUAUCGCAUAAUGGUAAUUAUAUAAAUAAUUCACCUAGAUCUAAGUAUUUUUAAUAAUUGCUUUUCAUUUAGCAAUGAGUAAGUUGAAGAGAGAAACUACUUUAUUAAUUAAUAUAAUCACAUUACUUAAAUAUUUCAGUCUAAUUAUUUUAUGGUGUGAAACUAAUUAUGACAUACAUUUUACAAGUGAGUAUGAUCAAAGAAGUUAUACUUUUGAAAUUUAUGGAAUUAUGAUACUAUUUUUAAUUGCAAUUGAAUCCUAAUUCUGUAGAACUCUUAUAAUUAUUUUUUCUCUCUUUUAUUCUCUCUUCAGGUAUCAUUAAUAAAAUUAUUAACUAUAGAUUUCCUGCUUUUACUAAUAAUAUAGAAGUUAUUGGAUCUGUAAGGAUUAUUUUUGGACAUGCAACAAUCUAAUCUUUACUGAUCUAUUAUUUAUAUCAAACUUAACAUUCAAAUGAAGCAUUCGUUUCUAAAAAUUUAACUCCUUUACUUACCUAAAGAGCUAUUCUUACAAAUACUUAAAGAGAAAUGACUGAACCUUAAAUAAAAAAAAAUAACAUUUAGGAUUAACCAAAUGAUGAAUUUGAAAAUCUCAAUAACUUAAAAUAGUUAGAAGAACAGUAUGAAUUGCUAUUAAUUAACUUUUAAUGUGGAAUAUACAUUUUUGAAAAUCCUUAGUAACCUAUAAGAAUUAUUAAUUCAUUUAUGUCACAUAUUGUUUUAAUCAAUAAUGAAUUAUUAAAUCCAGAAUUGACUCAACUUGAAUUAUAUGAUUUUGGUUUACUUUAAGAAGAAUCAUGUACCAUAUUACCUAGUUUUCAUAGAAGCAAAGAUAUCAGUCAUUUUAUCAAAUUCACUUAAACUCUUGAGUAUUAAUAUAUUAAUGUAUUUGAACAUAGAACAUUUCAUUUGAAAAUUUUUAAACUGAUGAAAAAAAAGAAAUUCAAUUUUUUUGCAGAAAAAUGUAAGUACAAACCUUAAUAGAACAUUUGCUUGCUUUUUCUCAUAUAAAAUUUAAUUUAACAAAUUUUGCUUUAGAUUUUUCAUUAAAAAUAUAUUUACGAAAAGGUAAUUUAAAAAAAACUAUUUAAGAUAAACUUUAUACCUAAGUAAUUUUAAAUCCUGUAAUUAUCUAAAACAAACCUUAGAUAAUAUUAUACAUAAAUGAUUUAACUGAAGAACCAUUUAUUCUAUAAUUAUAAUAAUGUUUAAAAAAUAGUGAUGAAAUAAUUCAAACUAUUUCAUAAAAGAUCAAAGAACCAUUAAAUUGUACUCUAUCAAUGUUAGAAUUGGUCUAAGUAAUAAUUUUAUAUUAUUGUAAAAUAGAAAGAAGUUAAUUAAGAUUUAUAAACUAAAUAUAUAGAUCCAGCAUUAGCAGGAUGUAAAUUAUUGAUAAGUACUGCAAAUGACAUUUAGGAUUAUGUUACUUUACAUAAAAAAUUUAAAUUAGAUCGUAGUUUAAUGGAUAUUCACACAAGAGAAUUUGUUUCAGAUUGUUUAAACAUCAUUAAAGCUUAAGCAUUAUUUAGAGGACUUAAUAUAUAAUUACACAUUAAACAAAAUGUUCCAAUGUUUUUACGAACUGAUCCUAAUAGAGUUAGAUAAAUAUUGUUGAAUUUGUUAAGUAAUAAUAUAAUCAAAUUUAAGUAAAAUCUAUCUAAGUUACAAUUAAUGGAAGCAUAGAAAUUUCAUGUUAAAAAUCACCUUUGUUAGCUGAUCAUAUUGAAAUAAUUAUAAAAGUUAUGGCUUAAAGUAUAAAUGAAGGGAUUUUAGAUGAUGUUGAAUAAACAUUAAAACAUUUAAAACAAUAGACUUUAGUUAGUAAAUAAGUAAUAGAUAUUGUUGCAACAUCAAAAUAAUAUUCUUUUUCUAUCAUAACAGCAUUUUAUAUAUCUUUAGCUGUAGCUAUUAUGCCUUUUGAAUUUAAUUCCAUAAAAACUGAGGAUGGUACUUAGUUUUAUUUUAUUUUGUUGAUUAAGAAUGAAAAUCCUAAUUUUAAUAAAUAACUAACAUAAAAAAGAUAAUCUGCAUUAGUUGCUAAUAAAUCUUAAUAUCAUUAAGUAUUUGGUUAAAGUAGCUAAUUUAAAAGACAUUAGUCAUAAAGAUUAACAGAAAUAAGUAGAAUAUAAGUAUAAGAAAAAUUAAAAAAAAUGAAAAGAGAAUCUUAAGAAGAAACCAUAUCAGGUAAAAUUGAUCCUUAAUUACCAUAAUUUGGAUAGUCUGAAUAAUCUGAUAAUCAAUAACCUAUAAAAUCUUACUCUGUUUCUUAAAUCUCUGAAUAAGAUGAUUCAUAAUAGAGUUCCUCAUCAUAAGACUCAAAGGAUGAAAUGAAUAAAGCAGAAUUUGAUGGUGAAAUAUUGUCUAGUAAAUCAUCACUUUAAAUAAAUGAAAAAAUCGAGAAAAUAGAAAAGUAACAAAAGCCUUCUUAAUUUCUUGAAACUAUCAUACGUGUUAAAGAACCAAAAGCAAGAAAAAUAUCUGUUAGUAUAAUAUAAUCAAGACUAAGUCCAUAAGUAUCACAUGUAUCACAAUAAAGAGAUUCAUUACUUACUUUUGGAGGUCGUUCAUCUGUAUACUCUUCAAUGAGAUUAUCAUCAGUAAAUUUAGGUCCAAAUGAAUUAUUAGAUUGUUUUGAAAAAAUGGAAAGAAUUAAAUAAUAAUAAUUCAUUUACAAAUGUUAAGUAAAUAAAUUAAUUUUAUUUUAGUGUCCAAAAAUUUUGAUCUGUGAAUAGAAUGAUUUUGAUUUAUAUGCUAUAUCACAUUAACUAAGUAACCUCAAAAUUCCAUAUAUUUAUACAAUGUAAAGAAUGCAUAUUGUAGACUAACUAAAGAAAUAAUUUUCACAAUUUAAAACUUGUUGUAAAGGAUAUCAUAUUGUAUUUGUUGGAGUUGAGUUUGUAAAUGAUUAAUUAAGUUCUGAUUGUGCUAACAUAAAGUCUGUGCUUUCAGAAUAUUAAAAAGAUACAAGACUAAUUGGAUUGAUUGGAUUUUAAGAUGAAGAUAGUAAAAUGGCUAUAAAGAAAUUGGCCUUUCAUGAUUGCUUGUAAAAACCUAUCAUGAUUGAUGCUUUGUUAUUUAUUUUAGCUAAAUGGGUUAAAUUGUGA